Spodoptera litura is the source of this 3417-nucleotide messenger RNA. RefSeq lists its product as uncharacterized. Gene Ontology annotation, molecular function: RNA polymerase II transcription regulatory region sequence-specific DNA binding; zinc ion binding; DNA-binding transcription factor activity, RNA polymerase II-specific. The record is from RefSeq and is a predicted model, not a curated record. Lineage: Eukaryota; Metazoa; Arthropoda; Insecta; Lepidoptera; Noctuidae. Gene Ontology annotation, cellular component: nucleus. Gene Ontology annotation, biological process: regulation of transcription by RNA polymerase II.
UACGAUACGUUUUCUAAUUUUUUCCUUAACAAAUAUUAAUAGAGACUGUUUAUUCGGAUGUAAGUUAUUCAUACACAAUGGAAGUGGUCGGUGUUUGCCGCUGCUGCCUUGCCCAGGGCCAAAAUAAAGACUUGCAUUCCAUAUACCAUUGGAUGGACAAAAAAGAAAUCUACGCAGAUAUGUUGCUGGAAUGCUUUAAUAUAGUUCUAACACCCUCAAAUAUAAAACCGGCCGGUAUCUGCGAGGAGUGCAUCAAGAGUCUCCGCAGCUGUGUCAACUUUAAGCAGCAGGUCCUGCAAGCUGACGAGGAGUUCUCUAAGAAGUUGCUGUCGAUGGAAAUUGGGGAGGAGGAUAAAACAAGAGCUAAAAUAAUUGAAGUUAAAGUGGAACCGAAGGAGAGUGACGAUGAUUCAGAUGAUUACUAUUUAGCAGAUGCUGUGCGCAAUUCACCACCAAACAAGGUCAAAAGUGAGAGUGUGUCAGUAAAGAAGAAGACAGAGACGAAACGAGCUAAACUCAAAUCUAGUACCUCAAAGAAGACACCAGCGCCAUCUGAGUCCGCGUGGAAGAAUGAGAAGAUUAAGUCUCUAGUGUCUAGACUUGCUACUUCUAUCAAAUCCUGCGAAAUGCCAGACAUAAAACCAAGAAAGAAGUUGGAAAUUAAAACCAAACAGAGUUUCGAACUCACUAUACCAAUGGAAACUAAAAUCAAUUUACUUUGGACCGGACAACCGCACCACGAUAAGCAAAAACAUAGACAAAACCUUCAAACUAUACUGAAAUACUCGAACGCUACACCAUUUACAAAUAAAACCCUUUUGGGGUACUCCUGUGGGUACUGUGAGCUGUCCUUCCCAGACCCGGCAGAUCUAAGACUACAUACAGACACAGUACACUCAGAAGAACGUCUAGACUUCAAAUCCAACUUUGAUAUGAGAGAAUACAACGUCAAAAUCGACGUCACAAACCUUACUUGUACGGUAUGCCACGAAAAAAUGGAUAACCUGACUGCAUUCAAGGACCAUAUAACAAAGAAUCACGGAAUAGUCAUACAUUCUGAUAUCAAAGAUCAUAUAUUACAGUUCAAACUGAAGAAAGGCGAAGUCUAUGAUUGUGUGAUGUGUUCCUCAACUUAUGAGACGUUUAAAAUGUUAAAACAACAUAUGAAUAAGCAUUAUAGUAAUUACAAUUGCUCAUUGUGUGACGCUACGUUUGCUACAAAGAGAUCUUUGAAUGCUCAUCGGACUACUCACCAAGAAGGCAGCUUUAAAUGCGACCACUGUGAUAAAGUAUUCGCUAGCCGCACUAAGAAGCAUUACCAUGAGAAAAUGAAGCAUUUAGGAGCGAGAAAUAUAUCAAAUUGUCCGUAUUGCAACGUAUCCUUCCGGAGUUACUAUCAACGUAAUCAACAUUUAGUGAAAGUGCAUAACAAUGAAGCUCAGUACAAGUGUAACGUGUGUAGUAAAUCGUAUAUUUUAAAGAGUUUGUUAAUGUAUCAUAUUAAAAAGAGUCAUUUGAUGGAACGGAACUGUCAGUGUACGGAGUGCGGGUACCGUUUCUUCAGUAAGAAGGCAUUAAAAGCUCAUAUGGUGAAGCACACAGGAGAACGGAUAUAUUCUUGUGAAGUCUGUCACAAGUCCUAUGCAAGGAAGUAUACGCUGAGGGAACAUAUGCGGAUACACAACAAUGAUAGAAGGUUCAAGUGCGAGGUAUGUAGCAUGACUUUUGUACAAAAAUGUAGUUUGAAAAGUCAUUUGUUGUCUAAUCAUGGAAUUAGUUUGGCUGCUAGCGAGAUUGUGCAGAAGAGUUAGUUGAAACUGUAAGAUAAGCUAUAAACUCCUGUCUCUAAAUGGGUCCGAGGUCCACAGAGGUCUGUGAACACAGCACUUCUGCCUUCACAGUGCAAUGCCAGGUUUUCCAAGGACGGCCAGUCGGCCACGCUACCUUUUCCCGUAGAGAUUCCAAUCCAAGGCUUGUUUGGGUUCGGAGCGUAUAGUCCACUUAGUUACUGUAAUAAGACAAUUCGGUAUUUGAAGUUGCAUUUGACCACGUCAACAAGAAAGAAUGAACAUCAGUGCAUCAACAGUGACAGUCUGUUGUUGGAUUAUGGUCUUCUCGUUAUGGACAUGAGAAGGUUUUGCCAAAAUUUCUACUUAUGACAGGCAUCUAAGGUUUCAUUCAUCAUGGUGCGUCGGGCAUACGUUGUUCGUUGCUCAUAAAGGCGGUUCUACACAUUGGACCAGCUCGUUGGACCAUUGUGUAAACUACACACUCUCUCUACAUUAUAGAGGCCAACUGGGCGUUAUGUUGUUGACCGACCAACGCUCGCACCAGCCUUGGUCGACCAACCGAAUGUUGUCAGUUUUUCGUGCGCACAUUAAGGGAUCUCAGCGCGCUCCACAAACGGCGUUCACACAUUGGGGUCUCAUUCAAUUUGUUACUCGUUGAUAAAGACGGUGCCGUCACGCCGUCUCGCGUGAAUUGUUCUCGUAUUACAAUGGCGUGGACGAACACUGAGUUUUUACAAUUUAUUGAAAUGUACAUAAAGGAAAUUUACAAUUCACUAUAUUGGCCAAACGAUGGCCUAAUGUGUAGAGCCUCCUUAAUAUGUUUGUGCAAGCGGUGACGCGGCCCGCGGUGGCAUUGUACGACAGACUCAUAGACAUAUACUAAUGGACAUGCCUAGGAGACGAGAAUUGUGGCACUCCGAAAGAAAAAGAGGUAACGACGUUUCGGUCUAUCUUUAUCUCGCUCAAAAUAGUACCGUAGUUAAGACGUUAUGAGCGAGAAAGAGAUAGCGUUAGACCGAAAGCAUAGGCCAUCUCUCUCGCUCUUUUCAAACCAAAAAAUUACUGCUCACGACGCGCCGUAUCUCUGUAAACAAGGCCUUGGUUCAUAAAAUUAAUGACCUAGGUUUACAAACGAUGGUUUUUCCAAGGUGUUUAUGCCUAAAAAGUGUCAAUUAUUAUUUCAACGAAAUACAUUUUUUAUAUGACAAAUUUUGAGCCAGCAAUAUGUAGAUUAGAAGAUUUAUAUUAUUUAUUUAGCUGUCUCUAUGUGUAAAUGGAUAAGCUUCUAAUAUUUUUAACUGUUUUAUUGUGUGUUAUAAAGCCGAAAAUAUACUAUAUGCCUAUUUGGUCAAAGAUUAUGCUAAGUGACGCAAGUUGCUAUCAUCAUCAAGCAGCCGUAGGGAAAAUACAUUGCUGAAUUUCUUAAUUUUUUUUAACGCGAUAGUAAUUUUUAUUGGUCCACUCAGUGACUGAUUAAACCAAGAGAGCGCCCUAGGCAAGCACUUUGUAGGCGCCCUUAAUUGUUUUUGGCACUGCUGCCACUCAAUGAGCAAUCGGGUACUUGCCAACUAGUCAAAUUCAAUACUUUUAUCGAAUUGUCAAAAACGACAGUUUUCUAUGAAUUUUG